AUGUCGGCGCCCAUGGGUCUCUACCGGGCUCUAGGGCGGCGAUGGAGGGCCCUGCAGCAAGGGCGAGGGCGGCCGCUGGCGAGGGCGGAGAGCGGCUGUGCCGCCGCAGGGAGAAGCCGGCUGUACGAGCACGUGCGGAACGGCUGGACGGCGCGGCCCAGGCUGGACGUAGAGGCCCUGAACGCCCAGCAGGACGGGGCGGAGCGGGAGCUGGAGAGGCGGAAGGGGCCGCUGGAGCCCGGGGACCUGCGCCAGAUUCUUGCUACUUGGAAGAGGCUAGUUGAGGUGCAGGAGGAGAUCACAAAAGUCGAAGCAGAGAAAGCUGAAGUAGCUGAAGGGGUGCGGAAUCUUGUGAAAAGCCAAGAGAGUACUACUUUGCAGUCGCUCCCUAUUUACAACGCUUUGCGGGAGCGUGGGAGAGAGCUCCGCCUGAAGCUGAACGUCUUGCACCAGGAGGAGAUGGUGUUGGAUGAAAAGUACUACCUGAGUGCCCUCAAGUUGCCCAACAGAACCCACCCUGACGUGCCAGUCGGAGAUGAGAGCCAAGCACAAGUGGUGGAGGUUGUCGGCAAGAAACCAGCUUUUGACUUCAAGGUGAAAGGGCACCUAGAAAUCGGAGAAGACCUGGAUAUCAUACGGCAAAGGCGCCUGUCCCACAUCUCGGGCUACCGGUCAUAUUACCUCCGUGGCGCAGGGGCGCUGCUCCAGCAAGCCUUGGUGCAGUUCACUCUCAACAAACUGGUGAAGAAGGGCUUCAUUCCGAUGACUGUCCCAGACCUACUUAAAGGAGCAGUCUUUGAAGGCUGUGGCAUGCUCCCCGAUACCAGCCCCUCCCAAGUGUACAACAUAGACCCUUCUCGCUUCGAGGAUCUGAGUCUGGCGGGCACCUCUGAGGUCGGAAUUGCAGGGUACUUCAUGGAUCAUGCUGUAAAUCUAGAAGACACGCCAGUCAGGACGGUGUGUUCUAGCACAUGCUACAGAGCAGAAACAGACACCGGGAAGGAGCCAUGGGGACUGUAUAGAGUGCACCAGUUCACCAAGGUGGAAAUGUUUGGGAUUACCGCAAAUGAGACUGGAACAGAGAGCAUGGCCCUGCUGGAGGAAUUUCUGGCUCUGCAGAAAGAAAUCUUCUCUGAGCUAGGCCUACACUACAAGGUCCUGGAUAUGCCCACACAGGAGCUGGGCCUGCCUGCUUAUAGGAAAUUUGACAUCGAGGCCUGGAUGCCAGGCCGGGGCAAGUACGGAGAGAUCUCCAGUGCCUCCAACUGCACAGACUAUCAGAGCCGGCGGCUGAACAUCAUGUACUAUGACCGGAAGGGGCAGUUCCAUUAUGCGCAUACGGUCAAUGGCACAGCCUGCGCUGUUCCCCGAAUGCUCAUUGCCAUUCUCGAGUCCAACCAAUGCAAGGAUGGUAGCGUUCGGGUGCCGGAGAUCCUGCAGCCACUGAUGGGCAUGGAGAUCAUUGGCAAACCUGGCUACACUCCACUGAAAUACAUCGGCCCAAAUCAGCCCAAGAAACACCGACACUGCAGUGAGAAAAACUGAUGUACGCUAACAGAGUGGAGAGGACCGACCCUUCAAGCCCCAGACUGGGGGGAGGAUGGGGGACAGACAUAAGCUGCCUCUAGGAGCGUCGCUACCGGUGUGGGGCUUAAAUGCUGAUGGAAAGUGACCACCCCAGAUGGCCCAUGGCUAGGGAGGGCUGAUGAACUUCUUUGUGUUUGGCACAUUGUGAUUUGGAGAUUCGAUAUCCAUCUUGGGGGAAAUGGUCUGAGCCAUCCAGAGCUUUCCCAGAAGGAACGGGUCCCGGUGUCGCAUGCCUUGCCAGACCCAAUGUGUGGAUUGUAUGUGUGUGGGGCGGGGUCCGUUUUCCUAUCUGGUGCUCCUGAGAACGUCUAUCCCCUCCCCCUUUUAACAGAAAUCUGGCUUUGCUCCUUUAAGUUGUCUUCUUAACCCCCAUCACGCCCCCCCCCCCCGGGCUGGGUGCUAUUCGGUUUGUGGGGCAGGUUCUAGUUUUGGCAGGAGAGGAUCAAUCAGCCGAUGAAACGGGAGAUGCUCCUAGAAUAAAAUGAAAUAAAAUCAU
Molecule: messenger RNA, 2083 nt
Organism: Eublepharis macularius
Lineage: Eukaryota; Metazoa; Chordata; Lepidosauria; Squamata; Eublepharidae
Gene: SARS2
Product: seryl-tRNA synthetase 2, mitochondrial
Exons: 16
Coding region: 1-1545 (514 amino acids)
Biological process (GO): mitochondrial seryl-tRNA aminoacylation
Cellular component (GO): mitochondrion
Molecular function (GO): serine-tRNA ligase activity; ATP binding; tRNA binding
Source: RefSeq, a predicted model, not a curated record